This is a messenger RNA of Anopheles coustani, 874 nucleotides long. RefSeq lists its product as uncharacterized. Bases 70 to 783 code for a protein of 237 amino acids. The transcript is spliced from 3 exons. The record is from RefSeq and is a predicted model, not a curated record. NCBI's taxonomy places the organism in Eukaryota, Metazoa, Arthropoda, Insecta, Diptera, Culicidae.
UCGGAGGAAAAGUUCAGCGUUGUUUUGGACUGAAAAAAAACUGGCUUUAGCAAAGUGUACGUUUGCAAAAUGGCUAAACGAAACGUUUGGAGUGGCGAGGAAACGAUGGAAUUGCUGGAAAUAAUAAAGGAGAAAAACGCGAUGGAACUGUUCGCCAACACGGCGCGCGGGAAAAAUGAAAUGAACGUUUACAAGAUGCUGGAAGAUGAGAUGAAACGGAACGGCUUCGAUGGCAAGGAUGCGUCGCAGAUAUACCACAAAUGGAAGAAUCUAAAGCGAUCCUUCUACCAAACGAAAAAGAUGAACAAGGGCAGACCUACCUGUGAGUUUUCUGAGGAGUUGGCUGAGAUACUCGAUCAAACGUAUCAACCGAAAAGGAAAGAGCCACAAGAACCAGUUGAAUUGAUCGCAGGGGCUCCUGCUCCCGUGAAAAAGCGAAGCAGUAACCAGUCGAAGACGGUUCGCAAUCAGAUCAUUUCGAAACUGACAAAAGUGCAGGUUGAGAACUCGGAGGAAUUCGCCAAAAAGUAUAACGAACUGUACGAUUAUGAGUUUAAGUUGUACAAGCGGAAGGAAAAAGAACAGGUUGCACUGUUCAACCAAAUGAUUGAGCAAAGUAAAGCAACGUUGGUGGAACGCUGUCGUCAACUUUUCCUCACACCAGUGGUUGAUGAGAGCGCCGACGUAGUGGACGAUUCAAAUGUAGUUGAGAUAGAAACUACACAAAUUAAUAGUAAGGAGGGUAUCACGAAACAGUUUUAUCAAACGGUGGAGUUUGAGUAACGUCAAUCGAUAACGGUCGAUAUGAUAAGGAAACACAUGUAAUUAAAGGCUUAUGCAUAAAGUGAAUCAAUGUUUUUAUUCAGUGGACAAA